GGUUCUGUCCGCCUGUUUUCCUGUCUGUAAAAUGGGCUAACAGCUCCCGCGGGAGAGCUGGAGCGGGCUCGGAGGCCGCGGAGGAGUGCCAGAGAAGUGCCGAGGCCGCCCAGCGCUCCCGAGGCAGGCCCAGGCGGGAGCGGGUCCCACGCCCCGUUCUGACUGCAGAGUCCCCCAAGAGAUCUGAUCAAUGCUAGACCGGUUGACCAAGGAGAGAACUCCCAGCUCACAGUGCAAGCAUCUGAUCCAGAGAGAGGCAGGGCCGGGUUUCAAACCCCGGUCUCCUGAUGGCCCGGCCUGGGAAGUUCGUGCUGUCCCCUCUUGUGCUGCCACCGAGUAUCACCUAGGUCUGCUGAAAGCAAAACUCGCCAAGUAUCGGGCCCAGCUCCUGGAACCAUCCAAAUCUGCCUCAUCCAAAGGAGAGGGCUUUGAUGUCAUGAAGUCAGGCGAUGCCCGUGUUGCACUGAUUGGAUUUCCUUCUGUGGGUAAGUCCACCUUCUUGAGUCUGAUGACCUCCACAGCCAGCGAAGCUGCAUCCUACGAGUUCACCACGUUGACGUGCAUCCCUGGGGUCAUUGAAUACAAAGGUGCCAAUAUCCAGCUCCUGGAUCUUCCCGGAAUUAUUGAAGGUGCAGCACAAGGGAAAGGCCGUGGCCGGCAGGUGAUCGCUGUGGCACGCACGGCCGAUGUUGUCAUAAUGAUGUUGGACGCCACCAAGGGAGAAGUGCAGAGGUCUCUGCUGGAGAAGGAGCUGGAGUCAGUGGGCAUCCGCCUCAACAAGCACAAGCCCAACAUCUACUUCAAGCCCAAGAAAGGUGGCGGCAUCUCCUUUAACUCAACAGUCAUGCUGACCCAGUGCUCAGAAAAGCUGGUGCAGCUUAUCCUGCACGAGUACAAGAUCUUCAAUGCAGAAGUGCUCUUCCGAGAAGACUGCUCCCCAGACGAGUUCAUCGAUGUGAUCGUGGGCAACCGGGUGUACAUGCCCUGUCUGUAUGUUUAUAACAAGAUCGACCAGAUCUCGAUGGAAGAAGUAGACCGCCUGGCCCGAAAACCCAACAGUGUGGUCAUUAGCUGCGGCAUGAAGCUCAACCUGGACUACCUGCUGGAGAUGCUUUGGGAGUACUUGGCCCUGACCUGCAUCUACACCAAGAAAAGAGGACAGAGGCCAGACUUCACGGACGCCAUCAUUCUCCGGAAAGGGGCCUCUGUGGAGCAUGUGUGCCACCGCAUCCACCGGUCACUUGCCAGCCAGUUCAAGUAUGCUCUGGUGUGGGGCACCAGCACCAAGUACAGCCCGCAGCGGGUGGGCCUGACCCACACUAUGGAGCAUGAGGAUGUCAUCCAGAUCGUGAAGAAGUAGCGCCUCCUACGGGCCUCCUGCCCACUGGCCUUGUCUCCCUGGGGAGUCAGACCCACUGGCACAUGCAAAUGCCCAAACAGGAAAAAUACAAAUACACACACCCCAGGAAGGGGUUCCUCAAAUCUCUGCUGUUUCCAGAAGUUUCUUCAGUAGGCAGAUGAUGAAGAGUGUGUCGAGACAGAGGGGGCAAGCUUGGGGGACUUGGGCUUGGCUGGAAGCAUUUCCUACGAGACUGAUCCCUCCGGUGGGGAUUCCACGUUGGAGCCCUGAGCCUGCAUCUCUACCGCCUGCCCCUGUGGGCACUGAGGGAGCAAGCUGCCUACCUAACCCCCUACCAGGGCCUAAAGCAGAUGGUGGCCUAAUGCUGGGGCAGGGAGCUGGGCCUGCCUAGGCCCCUAGAGGCAGUGGUUACUGUCAGGGCACCUCGUUCCCUCAGCUGCCACCUCCUCUGGCACUUGGAGAGGGGGUCUCCCAGGAUGAAACCCCCUCAGGUCUCCUCACACACAGGGCUGUCCUGUGGUGGAAACCAGAAGUUAGUUGCUUCAAGGCCCAACUUGCACCCUCCACAGCCUGAGUGGUGUCCUAAAGUGCCUCCCCUCUUAGCCCCUCCCGGGGUAGCCCCUGCCCAGCACAAAACCCCAGGACCCUGGCCCUGCACACCAGGAUGAGAGUUUUGAGUUUGGUUCUGUAUUUUUCUAAGCCCCCUGAUCUGUCUGCUCUCCUUUCUGAAAUAAAGGGUUGAAAAUGAUUCCUGUUCAAACAGGAAACUUGUAAA
Molecule: messenger RNA, 2135 nt
Organism: Galeopterus variegatus (Sunda flying lemur)
Lineage: Eukaryota; Metazoa; Chordata; Mammalia; Dermoptera; Cynocephalidae
Gene: DRG2
Product: developmentally regulated GTP binding protein 2
Exons: 13
Coding region: 191-1360 (389 amino acids)
Biological process (GO): cytoplasmic translation
Cellular component (GO): cytoplasm
Molecular function (GO): GTPase activity; GTP binding
Source: RefSeq, a predicted model, not a curated record